AUGGCAGCAGCAGCCUCAUCGGCUGGCGCUGCCAUUUCAUCGAUGAUAACAUUGAUGAGAAAGCAAAGUUUCCGUAGCGAUUUUGUUCCAUUAAUGGAUUAUAACCAAGAAGAUUCAACGGGUGGUAAUCUUGAAUGGACGAAUAAACCAUUAGCUAAAUAUCUAUUUCGUCUUACUGGUCUUUUAAGUUUUAUUUCAACAUGUAUGAAUACAUCAAAAACUUUUGAAUAUUAUCCAUUUCUUCAAUAUACAACAUUUAUCAUCGAUAUAACUUGUGCAAUUAUAUUAACAAUUGAAGCAGCUGCCAAAAUGAAAACUCGAGGAAUAUUAAUUGGUGAUUCAUCUUAUUUACGUGAUCGAUGGAAUCAUUUUGAUGCUAUUAUGGUUUUAAACAUCUAUUUUUCUAUUAUCAUACAAACAUUCGAAUUAAUUGGUAUUAUACCUAAAUAUUCAUAUUAUACAUUAAUUCGCUCACCACGUCCAUUUAUUCUUAUUAAAGUUCUCAAAACAUUUCUCAAAUUUGAAUUACCUAAAAGCCAGAUUAAAUCUAUUCUUCAACGUUCGAGUUCACAAAUUUAUAAUGUAACAGUGUUUUUUCUAUUCUUUAUGAGUUUAUAUGCCAUAUUAGGUGUACAGUUUUUUGGAUCACUCACAUUCCAUUGUGUUAGAAACGGUACCAAUUUAAAUAACGUGACAAAGUCAGAUUUAAUGAUACCUGAUACAUAUUGUUCGCCAACAAAAGAUGGUUUUCAUUGUCCAGAAAAUUUUACUUGUAAAAAAAUUGAAAUUCAACGAAAUUUACGUGGUUAUAAUGGUUUUGAUGAAUUGGCAACUAGUUUUUUUUCCGUUUAUGAAUCAGCUAGUCAAGAAGGAUGGGUAUUUCUUAUGUAUCGAGCUAUUGAUAGUCUUCCAUCAUGGCGUGCAUUUUUUUAUUUUAUUACAUUAAUUUUUUUUCUGGCAUGGCUCGUCAAAAAUGUAUUUAUUGCCGUUAUUAUUGAAACAUUCGCUGAAAUUCGUGUUCAAUUCCAACAAAUGUGGGGUUCAAGAGGAGCACCAUCAGAUAUUGAAGCAACAAAAGUACUUCAAAAAGCUGAUGAUAGUACAUUAAAAUUAGUCAAUAUAGAUGAAAAUAAAAAGAAAGGUGUAGCACCAGUUAUCUUUUUAAAAAUUGCACAAUCUCCACUGUUUACAACAAUUGUUAUGAUUGUUGUACUUGCUAAUACAAUCUUCACGGCAACUAUUAAACAUACACAUAAUGAACAACAUGAUAAAAAAAAUCGUGAACUUUAUCAUAAAAUUGAGACAUUAUUUACUUUAUUUUUUGAUUUGGAAGCACUUUUUAAAAUCUUUUCAAUGGGUUUUAAAAAUUAUAUUCGAAGAUCAAUAUUUAAAUUUGAAUUUAUGCUCGCUGUUGGAACAACUCUUCAUUGUUUUCCAUCGUUUUAUCGAAGUGGUUUUACAUAUUUUCAAGUUCUACGUGUUGCUCGUCUACUUAAAUCAAGCCCUUUACUUGAAGAUUUUCUUAAUAAAAUUUUUGGUCCGGGUAAAAAGCUUGGUAGUUUAAUUUUAUUUACAAUGUGUUUAUUAUUAAUAACAUCAUCGAUUAGUAUGCAAUUAUUUUGUUUUAUUAAAGGUCUUAAACAAUUUGAAACAUUUCCACGUUCAUUUAUGUCUAUGUUUCGUAUUGCUAUGAAUGAUGGUUGGACAGAAGUGAUGUAUUCAGCUAUGGACAACGUUUAUGAAUUUGGAAUAUUCUUUUUAUGUUUAACAGCACUUUUCUUUAUCUUUUUUCAUUUAUUAACUAAUUCUGCAUUUAUAUCAAUGUUUCAAGUUUUAACACAAAAAGGAUGGGUUGAUGUGAUGCAUUAUACAAUGUUAUAUAGUAUUCAAAAUGUAGCUCCAUUUGUUGCUAUUUAUUUUAUUGUUUAUCAUCUUGCUAUUAAUUUGAUUGUACUUUCACUUUUCGUUGCCGUCAUUUUGGACAAUCUUGAACUUGACGAAGACGUUAAAAUGAUUAAACAGUUAAAAACCCGUGAAGCUAGUGCAGAAACUCAACAAAAAUUGCCAUGGCGUUUGCGUGUAUUUGAACGUUUUCCUGAUCAUCCUCAAAUGAUUGAAUUAUCACGUUUACCACAUGAUUUUAUGAUUCCAAAAAUUCGUGAUAGUUUUAUGCGUCAAUUUCUUAAUCAGGAUGAUAUUUAUUCAUAUCCACCUGAACUUUCAAUGAAUGUAUAUAAUAAAAAACAUACAGUUAAAACAUUACAUACACCAGAAUAUCGACCAACAGGUGAAACUAUGAAAAGAACAGCUGUAACCAAUAUUAUCAGAAAUGCAAGUAAUCAACGUUUAUUGAGUGGUGAUGCUAGUCAAGUACAUUUAGCAAGUAUAGCUGAUAAUAAAUUAUCAAUAUUUGUACAACAAAAUAAAAUUCGACUUGAUCGAAAAAAUUCCAUGCGUCGUUCAGGUUAUCGACCAAAACCAGUACAUGUUAUCCGUGAAAAUGGAGAUAUUGGUGCAUUACAUGGUCGAAAUCAAGAUGAUUAUGAUAUUAAAGUAUUUCAAUAUCGAAAACAACAAGCUGAAUUAAAACGAAAUCAACAAGAAGAAGAUCUACGUGAAAAUCAUCCAUACUUUGAUACACCUCUAUUUACAAUUGCACGUGAAAGUAAUUUUCGAAAAUUUUGUCAACUUCUUGUCGAAGCUCGUUAUGAUCUUAAUACAAAAGAUCGUCUUGGACAAGAAUCAAAAAUUAGUCGAUAUAAACAAGGACAUAAAUUUCUUGGUUUGGUUACAUAUCUUGAUUGGAUUAUGAUACUUGUAACAAUAUUAUCAGCAGUUAGUAUGUCAUUUGAAACACCUAAUAAUCGAGUUGUUGAUCGACCUUCAUUACAAAUAGCAGAAUAUGUAUUUGUUAUUUUUAUGAGUGUUGAGUUAACAUUAAAAAUUUUUGCGCAUGGUUUAUUUUUUACACCAAAAGCAUUAAUUCGAGAUAUUGGUGGUGCGGUUGAUGUUGCAGUUUUUUUUGUUGGCCUUAUUUUUCUUUGUUGGUUACCACGAAAUGUUCCAGCAAAUAGUGUUGCUCAAUUUCUGAUGCUUCUUCGAUCAACACGACCUUUACGAAUUUUUAUUUUAGUACCCGACAUGAGAAAAGUUGUUUAUGAAGUUUGUCGAGGAUUUAAAGAAAUUUUAUUGGUAUCAAUUUUACUCGUUGUAUUAAUGUUUAUUUUUGCUAUUUAUGGUGUUCAAAUCAUCGGUGGACAAUUAGCUCGUUGUAAUGAUCGAAAAUAUUAUAAUGAUCAAAAAUUAUGUCAUGGAACAUUUUGGAGAGAACUUUAUGUGUCAAAAAUGAAUGUUGGUGACGCUGAUCCUGCUAUGUUAGUACCACGUGUAUGGGCUAAUCCACAUAAUUUUAAUUUUGAUUAUAUUGGUAGUGCAAUGUUAGCUCUUUUUGAAGUUCUGUCACUUGAAGGAUGGCUGGAAAUCCGUGAUAUUAUUAUGGAUCGUAUGGGUCCAGAACAUGCUAUAUUUGUUCAUAUAUUUGUAUUUAUUGGUACAUUAAUUGGUUUAACUCUAUUUGUUGGUGUUGUUAUUGCAAAUUAUUCAGAAAAUAAGGGAACGGCCUUAUUAACAGUUGAUCAACGUCGUUGGAUGGAUUUAAAAGGUCGUAUAAAACUUGCCCAACCAUUGCGUACACCACCUCGACCAGAAAAUAGCAAAUUUCGUUCAUAUGUAUUUGAUAUAACACAAAAUCGAUUAUUUAAAAAAUCUUCUGCUGUACUUGUUCUACUUAAUUGUGCACUACUUUAUAAACCAUGGAAAGCUAAUGAAAACAUAACACAAAUAUCAGCAUUAAUAUCAUCUUUAUUUACAUUUUUAUUUCUUGUUGAAGCUGUUAUGAAAUGUACUGCACUUGGUUUUGUUGGUUAUUGGCAAUCACGUCGUAAUCGUUUUGAUUUAUUAGUAACUAUACUUGGUAUUGGUUGGAUUGUAUUAAAUUUUAUUUCUAUGAGCAAAAUUGAACUUCAAGAAUUUAGUAAUACAUUUGGCUUUACUGUCAUUAUACUUCGAUUUUUUACUAUUGCUGGAAAACAUGCAACUCUUAAAAUGCUUAUGUUAACUAUUAUUGUAUCAUUCUUUAAAUCAUUUUUUAUUAUUCUUGGUAUGUUUUUACUCAUGUUAGUAUAUGCCUUUGCUGGUGUUAUACUCUUUGGUUGUGUUAAAUUUGGCCCUGAACUUGGACGACAUGCUAAUUUUAAAACAGUACCUAAUGCAAUUGUUCUACUAAUGAGAAUUGUCACUGGUGAAGAUUGGAAUAAAAUAAUGCAUGAUUGUAUGGUUGUACCACCACGAUGUACACGUGGUGGUUCCUAUUGGGAAAGUGAUUGUGGAAAUUCAACAGCAUCGAUACUUUAUUUUUGUUCGUUUUAUAUUAUAAUCACUUAUAUCGUAUUAAAUCUUCUUGUUGCUAUUAUUAUGGAAAACUUUUCAUUAUUUUAUUCCAAUGAAGAAGAUGCAUUACUUAGUUAUACCGAUAUUCGUCAUUUUCAAACGGUUUGGAAUAUGAUUGAUACAGGACGUAAAGGUAUUAUACCAGCUCGACGUGUAAAAUUUUUAUUACGAUUACUUCGAGGAAGAUUAGAAGUGGAUGCAGAAAAACUCUAUAAACAUAUGUGUUAUGAAAUUGAAAAAUUAAAUAAUGGAAAUGAUGUCACAUUUCAUGAUGUACUUAAUAUGUUAGCUUAUCGUUCGGUUGAUAUACGUAAAUCAUUACAAUUCGAAGAACUACUUGCGCGCGAAGAACUUGAAUAUUUAAUUGAAGAAGAAGUAGCAAAAUUAACUAUACGUAAUUGGCUUAAUAAAUGUUUAAAACGCAUUAAAGCAAAAGAUCAAACAAAUGUUAUUAAAAAUUUACAACGUAGUAAUGAAUUAGCAUUCUUUCGUGAAGCACAAGCAAUAACAACAAGUGAAUCAUUAAAAAGAACAACAGAUAAUGUGGGCCAUGAAGAAGAACGACGAGUGAAAAGUCUUGAUGAUCGACAACAGCAAAUACAAAAAGAUGUUGUCAAAAAGAAACUUGAUAGAACAACUACAUUACCAACACCUUCGAAUGAUUUCAAUAAUUCAAACUAUCGAACACAAGCAGGUAUACGUGAUACAUCUGUUGAAUAUAAAGGAGCACGACGACCCGUUACACAACAAUUACAACAAAAUGCUAGUUUGACUUUAAGUAGUGAGGAGUCUUAUCCAUGGCGUUCAUGGCAAACAAGUAAUUUUAAUUAUGGACGAAAAGAUGUUGAAUCAUGGUGGGCUAAUCAAUUUCAAAUGUCAACUUAA
Rotaria sp. Silwood1 is the source of this 5334-nucleotide messenger RNA. Lineage: Eukaryota; Metazoa; Rotifera; Eurotatoria; Philodinida; Philodinidae. The record is from the annotation of a GenBank genome assembly.